AUCAGGGGCAUAUUUACCACAAGGCAAACAAGGCACUUGCCUAGGGCGGCAUUUUUCAGGGGGGCAGCACCUCUCCCCAGAAGAAGGGAUGGUAGAAGGGACACGCGUGCCAUGGUAACCAGGUGGGAUCAGAGAGGCUGCGGGCUGCUUGAUGGUGUAUGUAGAGCCUGACUCACUUUCCUGGAGAUGUCCGGAGCUGUGAAGUCUUUCUCUCUAUCACCGGGAAGGGGGGGGUAGUGGAAGGCUCUCCCAGAUGGGGGGCAAGGGUGUUGUUGUGUCCGUUGGGGCAGACGAUUUUUUUGUGUUGCCUAGGGC
Molecule: messenger RNA, 315 nt
Organism: Staurois parvus
Lineage: Eukaryota; Metazoa; Chordata; Amphibia; Anura; Ranidae
Source: the annotation of a GenBank genome assembly